This is a messenger RNA of Polyodon spathula (Mississippi paddlefish), 6292 nucleotides long. RefSeq names its product protein O-mannosyl-transferase TMTC2-like. The record is from RefSeq and is a predicted model, not a curated record. The transcript is spliced from 12 exons. Bases 286 to 2817 code for a protein of 843 amino acids. Gene Ontology annotation, biological process: protein O-linked glycosylation via mannose. NCBI's taxonomy places the organism in Eukaryota, Metazoa, Chordata, Actinopteri, Acipenseriformes, Polyodontidae. Gene Ontology annotation, cellular component: endoplasmic reticulum membrane. Gene Ontology annotation, molecular function: protein binding; mannosyltransferase activity.
CUAGAGAGUAACAAAUCCUGCUCUCAGCGGAGGAACUCUUCCAAAUGCAGACAGCAGCACCAUAAUACCAGAGAUCUUGUUCUCCCUCUCGUAUUGGAUCGACACUAAACCACUGCAAACUGAAAAUGGGUUAGUGAGGGGAGAUGUCUGGAUUAUUCACGUACACCACUUUUAAAGGAUGGGGAACUGGGUUUUUAAUAACAAUGCAGAAGAAGAUUAAAGAAGAAUAAACAGGAAAAAGACUGGAAUUGUUUAUUUUUUUCUUCACUUUUUUUUUUUUGAGAAAUGAUUGUAGAGUUAGUGUGCAGCGCUGUGGCUGUUGUCCUCAAUUUGAAUACACUGGGUGCUGAUUUCUGCUACGAUGACAGCCGUGCUAUCAAAACCAAUCAGGACCUGCUGCCGGAAACUCCCUGGACACACAUUUUCUACAAUGACUUUUGGGGGACCCUGCUUACCCACAGCGGCAGCCAUAAGUCCUACCGCCCACUCUGCACUCUCUCCUUCCGCCUUAACCACGCCCUGGGGGGCCUGGACCCCUGGGGCUACCACCUUGUCAACAUUCUGCUGCAUUGCAGUGUCACCGGCCUCUUCACCCGCCUCUCUCGGCUCCUUCUCGGGGGCGGCUACUGGACCCUGAUGGCAGGGUUGCUCUUUGCCUCACACCCUGUGCAUACAGAAGCUGUGGCAGGGAUCGUGGGCAGGGCGGACGUUGGCGCUGCCCUCUUCUUCCUGCUUUCGCUGCUUUGCUACAUGCGAUACUGCUCCCUGAGAGGGCACUGUGCCCACUGCUGGCCCUGGUUGCUGGGUAGCUUUGCCUGUGCGGCCUGCAGCAUGCUGUGGAAAGAACAAGGAGUGACUGUCUUGGCUGUCUCAGCAGUUUAUGAUGUGUUUGUGUUUCACAGGCUCAAAUUUCAUCAGGUCAUCUCGCUUAUUUUUAAGAAAAAGAAUACCUCCCUGCUUCUCAGCGUGAGCUCCUUGGCUGCCUGGGGUACCAUCUUAUUGGUGGCCCGCUUGUACUGGAUGGGCAACAAGCCACCCAGCUUUUCCAGCUCGGAUAACCCAGCAGCUGACUCACACAGCUUGUUAACGAGGACUCUGACAUUCUUCUACCUGCCUUCCAUUAACUUGUGGCUGCUGCUGUGCCCGGACACCCUGAGCUUUGAUUGGUCCAUGGACGCCGUGCCUCUACUCAGGAACGUUGGCGACUGGAGGAACCUUCACACUGUGGCCUUUUAUGUUGGAUUGCUGCUCCUAGCUUGGGUCAGCCUCAGGAGUCCCUCCAGGAUCGAGGAAACCAAUGGGAAAGCAUAUGUAAUGAACGGGAAGCACACAAGCACGAAUGGGAAGCAUACAGGCACAAACGGGCAUAGUUGUCACCCAGACAUGGGACUCCCAAACUCAGAGUCUCAUCCUGUAAAAAGUACUGAGAGUGGUAUAAAGAAUAAUGUUAUUCCAAGGACGUCACUGCCCACCACGAAAAACGUAGUGGCCUUCUCUUUAGGGCUAUUGACAGUGCCCUUUCUCCCUGCCACUAAUUUGUUUUUCUAUGUGGGUUUUGUAAUAGCAGAGCGUGUUCUCUACAUACCCAGCAUGGGCUUCUGCUUGCUGGUGACAGUGGGCAUGAGGGCCCUUUACAUCAAAUUAAGAAGGAGGUUCUUGAAGAGCCUACUGUUGUACUGCACUGCCACCUUGGUCCUUUUGUACGGGAUAAAAACAGUGUUGAGGAACCAAGACUGGCAGGAUGAGGAGAUGUUAUACAAGUCAGGGAUAAAUGUAAACCCAGCAAAAGCGUGGGGUAACCUUGGGAAUGUCCUCAAAAGCCAGGGCAAGAUGGCAGAGGCUGAAAAGGCCUAUAGAAACGCCUUGUACUACCGCAGCAACAUGGCUGACAUGCUGUAUAAUCUAGGUUUGCUGCUACAAGAAAACAACAGGUACUCUCAGGCACUGCACUACUAUAAGCUGGCAAUUGGCAGCAGGCCUACGUUAGCUUCUGCAUACUUGAAUACAGGGAUCAUCCUGAUGAACGAGGGAAGGCUAGACGAGGCCAAGCAAACGUUCUUGACGUGCGCUGAAAUCCCAGAUGAAAACCUGAAGGACCCUCACGCACACAAGAGCUCUGUAACCAGCUGCCUGUAUAACCUGGGGAAGCUCUUCCAUGAAAGAGGGCAGCAUGAGGAGGCCCUGUCAGCAUAUAAAGAAGCAGUACUGAAAAUGCCAAGACAAUUUGCACCCCAGAGCCUAUACAAUAUGAUGGGAGAGGCCUACAUGAGGCUAAACAAACUGACAGAAGCUGAACACUGGUACCAGGAGUCACUGCGAGCCAAGCCUGACCAUAUUCCAGCUCACCUCACGUAUGGAAAGCUACUGGCACUCACAGGACAUAAGCUUGAAGCAGAAAGGUACUUUCUGAAGGCAAUUCAGCUGGAUCCCACAAAGGGAAAUUGCUAUAUGCAUUAUGGUCAGUUUUUGUUGGAAGAAUCCCGCUUGCUCGAAGCAGCUGAGAUGGCAGGGAAAGCUGCACAGCUUGACAGCACAGAGUUUGAUGUGGUCUUUAACGCAGCCCAUAUGCUCAGACAAGCCAGUCUCAAUGAAGCUGCUGAGAAAUAUUACCGACUUGCAGCAGGCCUAAGACCCGAUUAUCCAGCUGCCUUGAUGAACCUUGGGGCAAUCCUCCAUCUUAAUGGAAAACUACAAGAUGCAGAAGUGUAUUACCUCCAAGCACUUAAACUGAAACCAGACGAUGUCAUCACUCAGUCCAACCUUCAAAAACUGUGGAACAUCAUGGAGAAACAAGGGCUAAAGACCUUGGGAACAUGACAACAGGAAUUAAAGUUGAACAUAUUCCAUGAAGGGAAAAAAAAAAACAUGUAAAAACAAAUAGGAAGCCACAUGGUGGAUAUCAUGCGCUAAAUCGGCCCUCCUAAAGGUGUUAAAUUAGCCCUCCCUAAUGAGAUUUUACCAUCGGAUACAGAAUGUUAAAUUAGCUGUUAGACUUUAGCAAGAGCCACGAACCGUGUGUAAAACAGGAGCACUUCACUUGAAGCAGGACAUUGCUGCACACUUGAAAUCUUGUGGUAAAGCUCUUAGGGGUUUACAGUCGUCGUUUUGUUCUCUUGAGAUACUAUCCAUCUUGGGAAGGUGAAAGACCACACAAAACAUCAAGAGCUGAAAUGAAACCCCCAAGAGUGCGAUAGUAAACUUAGGUUUGUGUCUGUAAUUCAUUUCUAAAGCUGUGGUUUUGUGAUGUCAAUAGAUAGCUUGUCAGUUUGAUGGUUUUCAUUGGCAUCACAGGCAGCAUGUUGUGAAAGACAUAUUUUGCCAAGCCUUUACGCUAACACUUAACUGACAUUAAAAACAUCAAAUUGUACCACAUUGCAAGGAUUGCUUGUGAUAGCUCUCUUCAUUGUACCCAAAGUAGUAAACAGCUGUCAUUACAAGGAGAGCUGUAUUAGGGAAGUGAAUAAACUCCAUGAAAAGAUUUAGUUUCCUAAAUUAUUAUGGCAAGGAAAGUAAAAACAUGAAUCUCCCAAAUUAUUAUAGCACGGAAAGCAAAAAACAUGACUUAUCCCUUGUAGAAAAUGAUAUUCCAGUUUGUGUCACAAAAUUACCUUUCAUAAAAACUGGAUCAUGGGUAUCACACGUGUAAUAAUGGAAACAAAUCAAAACUUUGGCAUACAAUUACAUUGCUAAAUUCAAGUAAUAAUUUGUGUACAACUGAAAGAAUUUAAUUUUAAAUAUUGCAGCCUAACAAUCUAAAAGUGGAAGUUCUUUAUGAGUAUCAGUAUUAAAGUAGUAGCUAAGGUAGGUGUUUUACUGUUGCCUUUAUGAAGUCAUGUUUGCAACCUCUGCUUGAAACACGGACAGUCAAAAAUAACCCUCUGGGUUUAAGUUGUAAAGAAAUGGAUACUGUUCAGAGGUAUAUUAUUAUUGAGAGGGAUUCUGUCUCAUUUGAAGUCACUUACUUAGAAAUAACAUGCAUUAUGUGGCCAUGGUAUGUUUACUGUUAGCAUUUGAUACUUAUGAGUGCUUAUACUUUGUACUGUUUGUAUGAAGAUUCUCCAAUGGUUUGACAUGGGACUAGACAUCAUUUUUGCAAUGGUCGGGUGUUGCAGACUGAUUUGACACAACCCUGCAGUACCAUUAAAAAAAAAAAAAAAAAAAAAAAAAAAAAAAAAAAAAAACAAUAUAAGGACAAAAAAGUGUCAAGCUUAAACAGAAGGGUAUUAUCAUUUAAUUUAAAUAUGUAUUAAACCAUUGACAGUUUUGAAAAGGGAAUAUGUAGGAAAUGUACCUCUGUACUUGCACACACAAGCAGUGGGGUUGGCUGGGUCUGUGAAGCUGAAGGAUUAACCUCUGUCCUUAUGUAGGCUAUAUUAAUGUAUCGUUUGCUUAAAACCUGACUACAGUAGAGUCUAAAGCCAUGACGGAUUACAGUUCUAACCAAAUAGCUGUACAGAUGUUGCACUCAUGUAAUAAUGCACAAAUCAUAGAACUAUUUUGUGUACGUGUGGGAUUCUUUAAAUGUAUUUUCUUUUUCAUUGUUGUUAAAUUGUAUUCCUCUGUAUGAAAACCAGAACAAAACAAACCACUUUAAUAUAUAAGAAGGCUGCAGUAUAUGUCAGCCACAAUUAGUCAAAUUGGUCAAAGGCAGUGAAUCUUCAAGGUGGGAUCAAAAAAUAUGUAGAUUAAAAUGGCAAUCCAGUAUUUAACUUAUUAUGAGAUUGCAUUAUAUUUUUUGUUUUGUUUUUGUUAUUGCUUUUUUUUAAAUGUAAUUGUUAAACUUUAAUACCUGUUAACAGAAUGUCCCCUUGAUUACAAAAGUAAUCAAUGUUGCUGUUACAUUUGUUUUCAUUACAACAAUAGAACUCCAUUUUAUAGUGUUUGAGCUGCAGAUUGGCAGCAAUGGUUCAAAUAUAUGAAUGGUCCCUGUUGAAUUUCCCACAAGGGUGUCCUUUGGAAUACAUAACCUUGGUAUUAUGUGAGCAACUGUAUAUAAUACUGUCUACUCUAUUUAUAUAUCAUAUUCAUUGGUGUGUGGUACUAUUUAUUUAUUAUACCCGUAAGUACAAAGAGCUAAAAACAAUUCCUAUAUAUCUUACCUAAUAUGUAUUGUCAUAUUUAUUUUCAGAGAGAUAAAAAAAACAUUAAAGAAUAAAAAAAGUGAGAUUUGGCAAAAUAGAGAGAGAUAUAAAGAACAAAAUGUACCUAUCGCUCCUUGCAGAUAUUUCAGUGCUAUAGUUCUACAGGGUUUCUGCAUUCUGCUUCAAGGGUUCACAUGAAGCAAAACAGAAACUUGUGAACCCUAGGAAAAGCAACACUUCGUUAUGGUACUGAAAGCAUGUCAAAGCGUGAGGCUUAUUGGAGUUUGAAUGUAAAACUCCCAGAGGUAAACCCCUUUGUAACUAAUCGCUGUCCAAACAUAUAGUAGAAAAUGUGACAUGAUGGCAAUUAGGUAAGAGCUAUUUUGUUAGCACUGUGUACUUUUAUGUGUCUGUAGUGAACCACUUAAUUUUUGCCAUGCCAAUAAAUAAAUAAGAAGCAAAUAAACCGAAAUUAUUUAAUCACUGCACAGGAAAGACCUUAAUGUUUGUCAUGUUUUAGGCUUUAUGUUGAUUUGGUUGGUUUAUUGUACUUGACAGGGGACAACUGCAGCUUUGAUUGUUCUUCAAAAGAGAAAUGUUAGAAUUUAAAUUCCCCAUUGUCAACAUCCAAUGUUACCCUCUCAUGAUUACAGUAAGCAUGUACAUAACGUUAUUAUCAGAAAGUCAUGUAUGCCCUAUAUAUGCAGAUUCCCUCUCCUUUUAUCUGUGUGUGGCUUUGGUCACUUUAGAGUUUGUUAAUUCACAUCUCCACAAUUCUGUAAUGGUCUACUUCUAAUGGAACAUCAGUAGUCUUCAUGUGUGGCUGUAGCAGUGUUUUCAUCAAUACUGACACUGUGUUGCACGUAGCAAUGAUAGCUGGGUUUGUCACAAAGUGAAACAUUUAACCUAACUGGCGCUGUGGGCUACCCACAGCCCUGCUUCGAUAUAACUUGCAAAUUCUUCUGGUGGAGAAGCUAUUUAAAAUAAUGUUAAGUGUUACAAUAUGUGUCUGCUCAGGGAUUUCAAAUGGUGGCUUAUUGCAGACAGUGCUUAAAGGAGCACAUGGCAAGUUUACUAAAUUAAAAGUUUUUUUUUUUUUUUUUUUGAAAAUUGUUGUAUUUGUAUAAAUUGUCAGGAUGUGUAGGCUUUACUUUUGUAAGAUACAAGCAAAUUAUUAUGUGCCAGAUUAGCUUUUCCCAAAUGUUCUUUUU